GGCUUCUUCUGCUCCCUCAGGGAAAGAGGCAAAGGACAACUUUUCAGCUGCUUUGAACCCCACGUCAAAAGAUCUUACCAGAGGCAUAAUUUAAUGCAAAUGUAGUCCUUUCUGCUGCUGGUGUCUUAGCUGAGGUUGCUUUUUCAUUGCAAAGUAAUACUGAUUUCUUUUAUAGCUGUAAAUGCAAUAGAACAGUAAUGAGCGCUGUAAAUAGGUUCUCAGCUAUCUGAUGGUAUUCCUUCUCACCUUUAUGCUCUUUACAUGGAAAUCUAUGGAGAAUACACAAGAGAUUUUAGUGGUGCUGUGAUGGGCAAUUAGUUACCCCUAACUGGGCCCCUUCAUUCAUUUCUGCUUAGGUCCUUACAAAUCCUUGAACCGGCCCUGCAUGGAUGGAGAAUAAAUGUAUAAAAGUAUUCUUUUUUUCCGAUGGAAAUUACACAAAAGGUACGUGUAUGUCCACCUUACUAACUUGCAGCCUCUUUGGUCCAGUCAGAGUGACUAUCUGGGAAGAGGAACCUUCGUUACGAACGUGUUUCUACGGGGAAUCAUUUGAGAAGCAGCAAGAUCUUUAGUCAUAACAUUUCUUCCCUAACAGCUGAAGUUACGCAACACGUCAGGUUGAACGGAACACGGGAUGGCCAUCGCUGUAGGACAUUAGAUGUUUUAGCUCCCAGCGUAAAGCUGUUAUAAAGCCUGGACAAACGUAAAGAGAUCAAAGGCGCCGCCGUCGCUGGGCAGUGGUUACCACGGUUACAAGCGAUCAGCCGGCCGGCUGCGAUGACUUUGACAGCUGAAACCGGAAGGACAGCUCAGCAUGGCACCAACAACGCAGGAAUACGUUGAGAGUUCACUCGGAGCUUGUAUCAUUCCUGUCUUAUAAAGCAGCGCCGGUGAAGUGUAACGAUGGCUCUUCUGUGUAGCAACUUUUUAAGAAACUCCUGCAGUUUUUAUUUUAAUUUAAAUCUGACUCGAAACUUCCGGCUCUGUAAACGAGCCGGUUUUCCUCUGAAGAAGGACGCGUUCCCAGUAUGUCCUCAUGUCAAUUUAAAAAAAAUCUCUGAUAAUUCGAGAGUGUGUGCAAUUAGACGGUCUUUUUUACCAUGUGGCAACGUACGGACAGCGUGUUCCCGGACGGCGUGUUCCCGGACGGCUUCCGUCCAAACUCAGCGGGGCCGCCACUUCCACACCUCAACCCCCAUGAGAGCACUUCCUGCGCCCCUCCUGUGGUUGAUCCUCAAACCUCUGCAAAAGCUUCUGGCUAUACUGCUGGGCAGGAGUAUAAGGAAGUGGUGGGUGGCUCUGCCAGACACCCGCCGACAGCUCGUGCACCAAUGGAUCCGGAGGCGUCGCUGGCAUCUGGCGGCGGGGGCAGGAGUUACUUUGGUAAUUGUGGCCCUUCUGCUCCUAACACACCUGGAUGAGUCCCCGGUGACAGGGCGGGUCCGCCUCCUGGUGUUCAGCAGGGAGAAGUACAUGGAGCUGGCAGCUCUGACUUCAGAGACGCACCUGGAGCAGUUUGCAGAGCAGCUGCUUCCCGUCAGCGACCCUCUCCACCAGAUGGUGGAGCAGUCGGUGCAGCUCCUAGCACAAAGGAACAAGGACAUCCCUGAAGUGUCCGAGGUCCAGUGGAGUGUGCAUGUGGUGGAAGGUCCCCAAAUCAAUGCCUUUGUCCUUCCUAAUGGGAAAGUGUUUGUGUUCACUGGGAUGCUGGGGGCUGUGGCAGAUGUGGACCAGCUCCUGAUUGUCCUCGGACAUGAAAUGGCUCACGCUAUACUGGACCACGCAGCAGAACAGGCCAGCCUGUCUCACGUGGUGGACCUCCUGUCUCUUGUUCUGGUGACAGCCAUCUGGGCAUUGUGUCCUGGAGACAGCUUGGCAGUGUUGGGAGGGUGGGCGAAGGACAAGCUCACAGAGCUGAUGUUCAACCAUCCCUACAGUCGGAAGCUGGAGGCCGAGGCAGAUCACGUUGGAAUGCAUUUAGCUGCCAAGGCCUGUGCGGACGUGCGAGCAGGCCCCGUGUUCUGGCAGCAGCUGGAAAUUGUGGACAAGCUUACAGGGAAUCCCACUUUGCCCGAGUGGCUGUCUACGCACCCCUCGCACAGGAACAGGUCCAGUCAGAUGGACCGCCUCGUACCACAGGCUCUGGAGCUGAGGGAAACGUGCGGAUGCCCCGCACUUCCACCCGCUGACCCCAGAGCUGUCUUCUCGCAGACCGUCCACAUGAUGCUGGAAAAAGCCAAGGCGCAGGGGGUCGGAGGGCUAGACGCGACCCACGAGUCAAAACCCGCUUCCGACCCUGCAGGCCUGCCAGCUUCUGGAGCCGUGCUCGCUUCUCCUUUAAAAGCGGAGCGGGUAAACAAAGGCAGGGUCCCUGCUGUCACGUCUCCUCUGCCUACCGCUGCAGGGGAAGGAUCCCAGCAUGCGCUGCAGAACACCAGCCAGCAGGGGAGUUAAAUCCUAACAAACCUUCAACAAACUUCGCCGACUCUAUUGGCAAACCUAAUAGAGCUUAAAGCCGCUUGCUUCUUUUCUGUAUCUGUACGGAGCCACUUAAAGUGGUCCCAAAGUGCCCAGCACAUUGAGAUCCCAACCACGGUAGCGCAGGCCACAAUGGAAGAGGAUGCUUGAGAAAGUUCUCUAAAAAAAAAAAAAAACAGGUGGCUGGGAGUAUGAUAAAUAAAAAAUUGGGGCAAAAAGUCAGCAAAAGCCGAUUGAGAAUGCUGUCCGUGUCCGGUGUCCACAAAGAUGCCACUUUAAUUAGCUAACCUUGACCAGGGAAAUGCUGCAUUAAUUAGCAAAGCUCCCAUACUUUGUGAGAUUAAUAUGUGCAUUAUUCAUCAACGCACGGCAACAGCCGGGAAGAAGCACUUAGGUGUGCAUGUGUGAUGCCGCGUCCAGAGCGAGGUGAGGGCGUCUGCGUUUCUCGCUGCGACUGCGGCAUUGUCAUGCAACACACACUUUAUGCACUUUACGCCUUUUCUAGCCUGGGGGAUUAAAUCGGGUAAAUUGACGCUGGGCUGUUUUCGGUCGCGGCUCUUCUGCAUGGGAAUACCGACGUCGAGGCGUCGGGCUUUGAGAGAAAAACAAAAAAAAAAAGAAAACACAACAAAAUUUCAUGGGAUUUUGAAAAGCUCUUAUUUAACAAGGCGAGCGGAGUGAGAAAACAUUGAUAUUUGCAGCAACGGCCUUGGGGGAGCAGUCACGCACCGAGCAGGGGAGGGCAGUUAUGGUUCAAAGCUAAUGGUGUUCUUUUAUGUGCGGGUGUGUGCUGAAAUUAAAUGGUACACUUGGAUACACCAUGAAAUCAAACUCUACAACUGUGUUAUCAUCGCUGAAAAUUACUUUAUUUAUGUUAUGCUUUUUUUUUUUUUUUUUUUUUUUUAGCUGCAGAUUCAGCUACCAAAAUAACCUGCAGACUUUUCCAGGUAGCUUUGAGCCUCGUUUGAGUUUAGCAGAGAAGGGUCUCUAUAAGAAUCUACGUCUAUGCUGGAUUAUGCGAUUUGUGAUUGCUUUCAUUCAAUGCAAUAAAUUAAACGAAGAGGCGAUGGACAAAUACGUUGUUGUUUUUUUUCUCUUUCUUUCAGCAAUUCAGGAGAAACAUAUCCUGUCAGCACUUUUUGUGUAAACUGAAGUUGCGCUUUGUGCAAUUUUAUCCUGUCUGUUUUUAUUCCUCCACAAGAUCCGACAUGGAUCAAAGCCUUACGUUUGCAGCAACAAAUAAAAAAAGGAAGAAAAACA
Messenger RNA from Fundulus heteroclitus (mummichog), 3738 nucleotides. RefSeq names its product OMA1 zinc metallopeptidase (gene oma1). Gene Ontology annotation, molecular function: metalloendopeptidase activity. The transcript is spliced from 8 exons. Gene Ontology annotation, cellular component: mitochondrial inner membrane. The record is from RefSeq and is a predicted model, not a curated record. Bases 904 to 2454 code for a protein of 516 amino acids. NCBI's taxonomy places the organism in Eukaryota, Metazoa, Chordata, Actinopteri, Cyprinodontiformes, Fundulidae. Gene Ontology annotation, biological process: mitochondrial protein processing; protein quality control for misfolded or incompletely synthesized proteins.